ACUUGUAUUCAGGUUUAUUGGCCAUAUCUUGGAUUCUAAAAAUCCAUUUUAUGAAAUGCUUGCAACAUCUAAAGACAAGCUGAUAAAGUAACUCAAAUCCAGCCAAAUACAUAGCAACUCGCAUCCCAAAGCUUUUAUGCUCUUUUGUUACAAUGGCAGGACAGCAAUGUGUGGGCACAGAGCCUGUGCCGCACAUGGACAAGGCGAAGCACAUACACAAAGCAUACUGCAAGUGGACAUUAGCCUCUGUACUUCUUGGAGGCACAGCCAUCAGUAUCAUCACAGGAUUAUUAAUAAUGUAUUUAUCAACACAAAGCCUCACUUUGGUACAUACUUUGGAAUUACAAGGUCUUCAAUAUGAUUCCAGUUUACAAAACAGAACCUCUUUGUACUACAGAGCAAUAAGUGCUACUUUACAGAGACUGUUGAAAUCCAGUUUCAAAGGUACUGUUAUAGAAGAUAGUUAUACUGGAUUUACUGCUUUACACUACAGCAGGGGGAAUGAAGGCAUCAUCGCACAUCUGAAGAUGCACUUUAUAUCUUCUGGCAACACGAAGGAUACAGAGAAAAUUGAGGACAUCCUUAGACAGGGAUUGUCUUUAUCACUGAGUGAACACCCUAUACCAGUAUACAUUUAUGGCAAUAUCACGUCUGCUAUGCUUGCAGAUAAUAAAGGAUUGUCAUUCUACUCUAUAGGACUGAAGUCAGGAAGUUGCCCACCUCAAGUGUAUUCCUGCAAGAAUAGCCAGUGUAUUGUCAAGCAAAAUCCAGACUGUGACAGUGUGCGCGACUGCAAAGAUGGAUCAGAUGAGAAAAACUGCAAUUGUGGAUCACGUCCUGCAAUGCAGAAAUCAAACAGAAUAGUUGGUGGGUCAGAUGCUGCAAAGGGAGAAUUCCCAUGGCAGGUCAGUUUAAGGGAGAACAAUGAACACUUCUGUGGAGCGACAAUCAUAAGUGGCAAGUGGCUGGUAUCUGCUGCUCACUGCUUUAAUGAUUUUCAGGAUCCAGCUGUUUGGGUGGCUUACAUAGGAUCUACAUCUUUAAGUGGCUUAGAUGGCAGCGCAGUGAAGGCUUACAUCAAAAACAUCGUUAAGCACCCAUCUUAUGACCCAGAUACAGCAGACUAUGAUGUGGCUGUUCUAGAACUGGAUUCUGAACUACGAUUCAACAAAUACACCCAACCGAUCUGCCUCCCUGCUGCCACUCACGUCUUCCCUAUGGGCAAGAAAUGUGUCAUCACUGGCUGGGGAUACCUCAAGGAAGACAACUUAGUAAAACCUGAAGUUCUACAGAAAGCUACAGUGGCCCUCAUGGAUCAAACUCUCUGCAACAGUUUAUACAGCAAUGUGGUAACAGACAGAAUGGUAUGCGCAGGUUACCUGGAAGGCAAGAUUGACUCGUGUCAGGGUGAUUCAGGGGGUCCUCUAGUUUGCGAAGAGCCAUCUGGCAAAUUCUUUUUGGCAGGCAUUGUGAGCUGGGGAGUGGGUUGUGCUGAAGCUAGAAGACCCGGGGUCUAUGUCAGAGUGAGCAAAGUUCGAAAUUGGAUUCAUGGAGUCAUCUCAGCACCCACACCAGUGGAAACACAUACAAGUUUUGUUACUACCAUCAGCAGCAUUAAAAGGACAACUAAUUCCAAAGUCACCACUGCUCGACCCAUGACUAAGCAUUCAACCACCAAAUCUAAGCCAGGCAGUAGUACGAUGCCAGCAAAACCAACCCAGAAGCCUUUCAGCACAUCUAAACCUCAAGAAUGUGGAAGUCGUCCUGGCCUAACAAAACCCAACAAGAUAGUGGGUGGAUUUGAUGCUGUCAGAGGGGAAGUCCCAUGGCAGGCCAGUCUGAAGGAGGGUCCACAUCACUUUUGUGGAGCAACAAUAAUUGGAGAUCGAUGGUUGGUCUCUGCUGCUCAUUGUUUUAACCAAACUAAACUGGACCAUGUCACUGCCCAUAUGGGCUCCACAGCACUUAAUGGAGCUGACAGCAUGGCUGUAAAAAUCAACCUGAAGAGGGUGAUCCAGCAUCCUCACUUCAAUCCACUGACCUUGGACUUCGAUGUGGCUGUAGUGGAGUUAUCAAGCCCUUUGACUUUUAAUAAGCUUGUACAGCCCGUGUGCCUUCCAUCAGCCCUACAGAAGUUUCCAGCUGGGUGGAAAUGCAUGAUCUCUGGAUGGGGCAACAUCAAAGAAGGCAAUGUGUCGAAACCUGAGGUUUUGCAGAAAGCCUCGGUGGGGAUAAUAGACCAGAAAAUGUGCAGUGUCCUCUAUAACUUUUCCAUUACUGAACGGAUGAUCUGUGCAGGUUUCCUUGAUGGUAAAGUGGAUUCUUGUCAGGGCGAUUCUGGGGGACCCUUGGCAUGUGAAGAGAGCCCAGGUGUUUUCUUCUUGGCAGGCAUUGUAAGCUGGGGUAUUGGAUGUGCUCAGGUGAAAAAGCCAGGGGUUUAUAGUAGAGUUACCAAACUCAAGGACUGGAUACUCGAUACAGUGGCUCCUGUACUGAGGACAACUGAUAGUGGUAUGAAUCUUCCAAAGUCCUCAGUUCCUUCAACAACUCCCUUGACCACCACCACAAGAGCAUCCACUAUUAAACCACCAACUUCCCCUGGUCGCAGGACAACCACAGUAUCUAGGACUACAAUGUCUCAAACUAAAAGUACAAGAAGCACUCCAAAAUCAACAACUAAAAGUACAACCAAAAGGACAACUACUGCCAGGACUAGCACUACAUCAUCAAGGAUCACUGAGCCACCCAGACCCACACAAAGACCAGUGCCAUGUACUGCUUCUACAUAUAAGUGUUCUAAUAGACUUUGCAUCAGCAAGACAAACCCUGAGUGUGAUGGAAUCCCAGACUGCCACAAUGGCUCCGAUGAGCUGAAUUGUGAUUGUGGCACAGCUCCUGUAAUACCCUUUAAUAAGAUAGUAGGGGGAACCGGUUCCCUGAGAGGAGAGUGGCCGUGGCAAGUUAGUCUCUGGCUGCGGAGAAAGGAGCACAAAUGUGGAGCUGUGCUGAUCUCGGACCGCUGGCUGCUGUCUGCUGCUCACUGCUUUGACAUCUACAGUGAUCCAAAACUGUGGGCAGCAUACUUAGGGACUCCCUUUCUUAAUGGAGUGGAGGGAAGAGUGGAAAAGAUUUUUCGGAUACAUAAGCAUCCUUUCUACAAUGUCUACACACUGGAUAAUGAUGUGGCCCUUCUAGAACUGCCGUCACCGCUGUCAUAUACUAAUCUGAUCAAGCCCAUCUGCCUUCCAGAUACAAGUCACAGCUUUUCAGAGGGAACCAAAUGUUUUAUCACAGGUUGGGGAUCUACUAAGGAAGGAGGUCCAAUGGCCAGACAACUGCAGAAAGCCUCUGUUACCAUAGUUGGGGAUCAGACAUGCAGAAAAUUUUACCCCAUUCAGAUCAGUCCCAGAAUGCUUUGUGCUGGCUUCAUGCAAGGAGGUGUUGACAGUUGUUCGGGAGAUGCUGGAGGACCACUAGCAUGCAGGGAAUCAUCUGGACGAUGGUUUCUAGCUGGAAUAACCAGCUGGGGCUAUGGCUGUGCAAGGCCCUAUUUUCCAGGAGUUUACACCAGGCUAACAUCUGUCCGCAACUGGAUUGGACAGACUUUACGUUUAUAAGGGAUUCAACUCAGGGAGUGGCAGAGUCAGAAGGCCAAAUGGAUCAUUAUAAAAUGCUUGCAGGGAAGAGCUUAACUGCCGACCUUAGAGCAUGGAAUGACCACAAAAGACAUUUUACUGGCCAGUUCAAUUGUAUGCUUUUGAAGUGGACCUUUUAGACUAUUUUGUAUAAAUAAAGGUGACCUAUUAUGACCACACUAUGAAGAACUUGUGUAAGACAUAUGAUUGCAUACGCCUGAUCCUUUUGACACGUUAGCAGUACAAUAUGAAAACAUGUUAACUGGUUACAAGUUCAUUCUAAUAUAGGAAUACAAUAAAAUGAUCACAGUGCCAAGUUUGGUAUGACUAGAGGAUUCAUAGGCUGCAGUGGUUUAACGAAUUAAAGUGACUAUAUCCAAGCCCUUCA
This is a messenger RNA of Nanorana parkeri, 4023 nucleotides long. It is a transcript of the gene TMPRSS9, whose product is annotated as transmembrane protease, serine 9. Gene Ontology annotation, biological process: proteolysis. The coding region runs from base 153 to 3617 and encodes 1154 amino acids. The record is from RefSeq and is a predicted model, not a curated record. Gene Ontology annotation, molecular function: protein binding; serine-type endopeptidase activity. The transcript has 20 exons. Lineage: Eukaryota; Metazoa; Chordata; Amphibia; Anura; Dicroglossidae.